Messenger RNA from Cercopithifilaria johnstoni, 2031 nucleotides. Lineage: Eukaryota; Metazoa; Nematoda; Chromadorea; Rhabditida; Onchocercidae. The record is from the annotation of a GenBank genome assembly.
AUGGAAACGAAUGACUUUAAAGCUCCGGUGUCAAAAGAAAAGGACGUGAAAGAUAUAGUAAUGGACGCCACUGUGCCCGUAAUAUCCAUAACUCAGCCUAAUUUGGAAUAUGUUCCUCCUCCAUUUGCCGUUGAGCCAUCGGAUGACAUUCAUUACGGCUUUGAAGUUAUCAAAAAUGGCAUCAUAAUUGACAGCGUGAAUUUUGAGAAACGGAAAGCUGAAACAUUUAUAGUUAUCGGUCGGUUACCAUCUUGUGAUAUACAACUGGAGCAUCCCACUAUUUCAAGGCAUCAUUGCAUUCUGCAAUAUGGCGAUGAUUUAAUGAAUCGAACCGGUAAAGGAUGGUAUAUUUAUGAUUUGGGUAGCACGCAUGGUACCAGAUUAAAUAAAAAGAGAAUUCCACCGAAGCAGUUCAUCCGAAUACGCGUCGGAUACAUUAUGCAGUUUGGUGGAAGUAGCAGAAUUAUGACUUUAUUUGGUCCAGAUUCGGAUACUGAGGAGGAAUGGGAAUAUUCUCCAACAGAAAUGAGACGAUUGAUUGAGCAGAAGAAACUUUAUGAUAAAAUACAAAGAGAGAAGGAGGAGGCAUCAAAAAGCGAAAAAGAGAGUGAUGGUAUUAUGUGGGGAAUGGAUUACGACGAAGAACUAGGAUUUGCUCAAGCGAAUGGAGAUGAUAUCCAAGAUCACGAAGAAAAAUAUCGUGAUGAUCCACUGAAAGUGUUAUCACGGUUUUUUGAAAAAGAAGGCUUCGAUAUGGAAUUUACGUAUGAAGAAACAGGAACAGGGCGGAACCACAAAUGGUUAUGUUCCAUUGAAUUACCUGUCGAUACAGCAGCUGGUCAGUCAUUAUCUGCAUCAGCGGUUUGCAGUGGAAGCAAAAAGGAAGCUCAGAUGAUAUGUGCCUUCAAUGCUUGCAAAACUUUAGAUAUGCAUAAUCUUCUGUUCCGGUCGAAUGAAGCCAGAAGGAGAGCAAAAAAUCUAGUAGAUAAUGAUUAUUACGAUUCCGAUGAAGACAUUUAUUUUGACCGCACAGGUCAAAUUGAAAAAAAUCGUGAAAAGCGGCGGAAGCGUACUUUGGAAGCGAAAGGUAAAGUAACAACGGAGAUAGAAACUUUUGAAACUUUGACGACAAAAAUUGCUUCAACAAGUGAAGAAAUGCGUGAGGUAGAAGCUCAGCUAGCAGCGAUUUCUAAUAAAAAAGAGGAAAAAGAGGAUGAUGAAAAAGAUGACGAUGAUCUUGAUAAAUUCUGCAAGCAACUGGGGUAUUUUAGCAACGAGAAAGAUAGCGUGGCUGUCAAAAUGGAAAAAUCCAUCUUGCGACACCGCCUCGUAACUCUGAAACAUGAAAAAGAACGGCUCGAGAAAUUAGCCAAGAUAGCAACACCAGUGGAGCUGCCAACACUGAAAGCAUCAACAAAUCAGGAUGAUAAACGUGCUGUGGGUUCUUUGUCGGCAGCCACAAUGAAGAAAUUAAUGAAAAUGCGACAGACCAAAAGAUCACAUCCGGAAGAGAAAGAACGAAAUGAGUCAUUAGGAAUGGAAUUACCGUCGAAUGCAUUCAUUAAAAAAACCGCCGAUCAAUCUUUUAUAGCAGAAGUUGAAGAUGAUGAAAAAUCAUGCAAUAGUUCUGGUAAUAUCUCAUCUGGCAUUUGUCUGCGGGAUUUUGCAGCGAGAGCUGAUGAUGCUAAUGGAAAGGAAUUCAAUAUUCCAACAUCAUCAUCAAUGGUAUCCAGCCCAGAAAAAUUACUUGUGAUUAAAGAAACCGAGAAAAAUGAAGCAGCGAUUGUUCCGUUAACCGUUGCGGAAAAGUGCACCAUUUCGGAUGAAAAGCAAGCAUCUAAAGAUGACAAAUCUUUAAAACGAAAACGCAUCCGAACUCGCAAUCUACCAUUAUCGAAGCAGCAAAAGAACGAUGAUUAUGGUGAAGGAUUUCCUAACAGAGAUGAGAAUUACAUCAUGUGGAUGCCACCAGAAAAUCAAAAGGGUGAUGGUACAAAUGCACUUAAUACAAAAUAUGCUGGAAAAUAUUAG